GGGCCCCCCGCUCCCUAGCCCCGGCCCGGCUCUCCCCGCGGCGCAGCACGGAGUCUCGGCGUCCCAUGGCGCAACCCACGGCCUCGGCCCAGAAGCUGGUGCGGCCGAUCCGCGCCGUGUGCCGCAUCCUGCAGAUCCCGGAGUCCGACCCCUCCAACCUGCGGCCCUAGAGCGCCCCCGCCGCCCCGGGGGAAAGAGAGCGCGAGCGCGCUGAGCAGAGAGCGGGAGAACGCGUCCUCGCUCGCCGGGCGGGAGGCCCGGGAGCCGGCCCAUGGGGAUCGCGCACCCGGCGCCGGCCAGGACGACCGCCGCCGCCCGCGUCGCGCCCGGCCCGUGAAGCCCAGGGACUCUCCCUAGGAGAGCCCAUGAGGGCGGGGGAGCGAUGGAGAGUACGCCCAGCUUCCUGAAGAACACCUUGGCCUGGGAGAAGGCGGCGCCUGAGAAUGGCAUCGUGGGACAGGAGCCGGGUUCCCAGCCACGGGAUGGCCUGCACCGCGGGGCACCUGCUCCCUUCUGGAGGGGCGUCCUGAACACCCCAGACUCCUGGCUUUCCCCUGGCUGCCCCCAGGCCCCCAAGGACACGCUCCCGCUGGUGCAGGGCGAGGGCCCCCUGAACGGGGAGAGGAAGGCCAGCUGGCUGGGUGGCAAAGAGGCCCUGCGCUGGAAGGGGGCGGCGCUCCCCCACCCGCUGGCGUUCUGUGGGCCCGCGUGCCUGCCUCACUAUGGCCCCCUGACUCCUGAGCAGAGUGGCAGCCAUCCCAAGAGUGACCCUGUGGCCUUCCGGCCCUCGCACUGCCCUUUCCUUCUGGAGACCAAGAUCCUGGAGCGAGCUCCUUUCUGGGUGCCCGCCUGCUUGCCACCCUACCUCGUGUCCGGCCUGCCCCCAGAGCGUCCAUGUGACUGGCCCCUGGCCCCACAUCCCUGGGUGUUCUCCGGAGGCCAGCCCAAAGUGCCCUCCGCCUUCGGCUUAGGCAGCAAGGGCUUUUACCACAAGGACCCGAACAUUCUCAGGCUGGCCAAGGAGCCCCUGGUGGCUGCGGAACCCGGGCUAUUGGGCUUGGCCCCUGGUGGGCAUCUCCAGAGAGGCGGGGAGGCGGACCGCCCUCCACUCCACCCGAGGGACGCAGAGACAGCGGGAAGGCAGCAGAACUUGUGCCCACUCUUCCUGGGGCAUCCGGACACUGCUCCCCAUGCCCCCUGGCCCCCUUGUCCCCCAGGCCUGGUUCACACUCUUGGCGGUGUCUGGACUGUGCCAGGCAAUGGGAGCCUUGGGUACCAGCUGGGGCCGCCAGCCACGCCAAGGUGCCCCUCUCCUGAGCCUCCUUCUCAGGGGGGCUGUUGCUCACCCUGCCCACCCACUAGAGACGGGGCGCUUGGCUCCUGCGGGGCAUGCCGGGAGGGCCUGGACGGGGAUGCCGGUGCAUCUGGUGAAAACGGUGAGGAAGGGCACAAGGCCUCUGGCCCCGGGACCUGCCCACCCAGCAACCACACCAAGCUGAAGAAGACCUGGCUCACGCGACAUUCUGAGCAGUUUGGGUGUCUGGGCGGCUGCCCUAGGGGUGAGGAGAGCCUAGCUGCCCGGGUCCGGAACCUCAAGAGGGCAGGCAGCCCUGAGGCCCAGGGAGCAGUGGGCAGCCCAGCCCCCAAGCGCCCAGCCGCCCCUUUCCCUGGCACUGUGGGGCAGGGGCAUCAGGAGUGGCAGGAGCUCCUGGACGUGCCAAUCGGGAGCAAGGCCGAGGCAGAGGGGCACGCGGCCCAGAGAGGACCCCAAGAUGGCAGGAGCAGCCUCCAGGAUACAGGGCUUCAGGACAGACCUCGCCCAGCCCUCCUGGCAGGCAUUCCUCACUGCCAAAGCUGUGCUCAGGCUGUUGGAGAGGUGGGAGGGCCGGCCUGCUGCUCCCGGCCAGCACGGAGAUGGCCCCAGGGAGGUGAGCGGCAGCCAGAGGAGAACUUGGAGGCUGCCUCUGAAGAGGGAGGAGAGUCUGGCCCGGGGGCCGGGCUGGGCAGAGGCCUCGCCAAGCACCUGCUGAGCGGCCUGGGAGACCGUCUGUGCCGUCUGCUGCGCAGGGAGCGGGAGGCCCUGGCCUGGGCUCAGCGGGAAGGCCAGGGGCCAGCUGUGGCGAAGGAUGACCCAGGUGGUCCACGCUGCUGUAGCCGAUGUCACCACGGACUCUUCAACACCCACUGGAGAUGCCCGCGCUGCGACCGCCGGCUGUGCAUGGCAUGUGGCCGCAUGGUGGGCGCUGGGAGGACCACGGAGAAAGCAGGCUCACAGGAGCAGUCUGGGGCGUGUGCCCAGGAGGCUGGCCACACUACCUGUUCCCUGAUGCUGACCCAGUUUGUCUCGAGCCAAGUUCUGGCAGAGCUGGGCACUGCCAUGCACCAGGUCUGGGUCAAGUUUGACAUCCGCGGGCACUGCCCCUGCCAAGCCGAUGCCCGGGUGUGGGCCCCCGGGGAUGGGGGCAAGCAGAAGGAGCCGACAGAGAAAGCCCCCGCAGCCCCACCACCUUCCUGUAAUGGGGACACCGACAGGACCAAGGACAUCAAAGAGGAGAGCCCAGACUCUGCCGAGGCUCCCGCAGAGGACCGUGCCAGCCGAGGGCCCCUGCCGUGUCCCUCUCUCUGCGAACUGCUGGCCUCGACUGCUGUCAAGCUCUGCCUGGGGCAUGAGCGGAUACACAUGGCCUUUGCCCCCGUCACUCCGGCCCUGCCCAGCGACGACCGCAUCACCAACAUCCUGGACAGCAUCAUUGCCCAGGUGGUGGAGCGGAAGAUCCAGGAGAAGGCCCUGGGGCCGGGGCUGCGCGCGGGGCCCGGCCUGCGCAAGGGCCUGGGCCUGCCCCUCUCGCCAGUGCAGCCCCGGCUGCCUCUUCCGGGGUCCUUGCUGUGGCUACAGGAGCCCAGGCCUCGGUGCGGCUUACACCUCUUCCAGGAGCACUGGAGGCAGGGCCAGCCCGUGUUGGUGUCAGGGAUUCAGAAGACAUUGCGAGGCGACCUCUGGGGGCCGGAAGCUCUUGGGACACUCAGAGGCCGGGUGCAGAUGCUGCCCUCCCUCGGAGCCCCGCAGUCCGCCAGCCUGGGCAGCACAGCAUUCUGGGAAGGCUUCUCCCGGCCAGAGACUCGGCCGAAGUCCGAUGAGGGCUCAGUCCUGCUGCUGCACCGAGCACUGGGAGAAGAGGACGCCAGCAGGGUGGAGAACCUGGAGGCCAGCCUGCCGCUCCCUGAGUACUGCACCCUCGGUGGGAAGCUCAACCUGGCUUCCUACCUGCCGCCAGGCCCUGCCCUGCGCCCCCUGGGGCCCCAGCUCCAGGCUGCCCAUGGGGUAAGCCCACACCGGGGCCACCUGGGGACCAAGAACCUGUGCGUGGAGGUGACUGACCUGGUCAGUGUCCUGGUGCACGCUGAGGCACCGCUACCCGCCUGGCACCGUGCACAGAAAGACUUCCUCUCGGGGCUGGACGGCGAGGGGCUCUGGUCUCCAGGCAGCCAGGUCGAUGCGGUGUGGCACGUGUUCCGGGCACAGGACGCCCAGCGCCUCCGCCGCUUCAUCCAGAUGGUGUGCCCGGCAGGGGCAGGCAGCCUGGAGCCUGGUGCCCCUGGAAGCUGCUACCUGGACGCAGGGCUGCGGCGGCGCCUGCGGGAGGAGUGGGGUGUGAGCUGCUGGACCUUGCUACAGGCCCCCGGAGAGGCCGUGCUGGUGCCGGCAGGGGCUCCCCACCAGGUGCAGGGCCUAGUGAGCACGGCCAGUGUCACUCAGUACUUCCUGUCCCCCGAGACCUCUGCCCUCUCUGCUCAGCUCUGCCACCAGGGGCCCAGCCUGUCCUUUGACCACCAUCUGCUUUAUGCCCAGAUGGACGGGGCUGUGUUCCAAGCAGUGAAGGUGGCUGUGGGCACAUUACAGGAGGCUAACUGAGGGGACCCAGGUGUCUGGGGAGGAGGGAGGCAAGGCACCAGGUGUACAGCCGAGGUGCAGCUUCAGCGGGGGUGGCUGCUGGGGGACUUGGGGACCUUGGGUCAUCCCCACAAGCACCACUCUGGGCUCUAGCAGGACAUCCUGUUGCUCAUCCUUGCCCUGGGCCCUAAAGCCAACAACCGCAGUGCCACCAAAGCUCACACCUGCCCUAUGCAGGCUGGCACCUGCUCCACCCCUGCAGCCCUCUCCAUGGUCCCAGGCCCACAGUGGGUGACGACUCCCUCCCAACCCAGGGGACAAACAGCUCUUCCUUGGGGGACCUUGGGAAGCAUUCUGGCUUAAGCGACACUUCUUUCUGCUGCCUCAUUCCUACUGUCCCUCCUGUGUCCCAAGUUCUGCUUACACCACCCGCAGCCUCCCUGGGCCCCCGCAAGCCCGUUACAAGGCAGCAUGCUGGACAAGGGGUCACUGAUGUUUGGCCCUCUGGACAAAAGAGCCUGACACGUGCGAGAGAUGCCUCCGGAGCUGCUGGACCUGGCCGGAGGGGACGGCACAGCCACGUCUCAGUCCUGCUCGCUGUCGUGGUGCCCAUUAAAGUCUGUUGUUUUGUGAGCAUCAGUGUGGUCGGUACUGCUCCUGCAGGCCACGUGGUCCAGGGAGGAGAGCUGGAAGUCUGCUCUGGAGCAGAGGCAAAUGGGGUGGGGCAGUGGGGACCGGGCCUGGUGACAGGGACCUCAAAUACCACUGCCUGCUCUCUGGGGCCUGGGUCGCUGUUCCCCUGAAGAUGCAGGCCAGGCAGAACCCUGAGGCACAGCGGCGGGGUGGCUUCCCAAAUAGCAUCAGCCUGCAGAUUCUGGAGCCCCACCCAUCGCAGCAGACUCCAGGCCACCUCACCUGUCCCGUCUGCCCUGACCUGGAACUCCAGCAGUGCCCUGGCCCAGCCCAGCCGCCCUGGGGCAUGGGCUUCACUGCCUGGGACAGCUGGCCCUUCCCCUCCUGCCCCAGCUCACGCCCAUCUGAACAGCUCUGCCCUCUGCCCCUUCCCUGUGUGUCUCAGCCUCACAGACUAUCCCAUCCAUCUGUUGUUCCUGCCGUGGUUUGGGGAGUGUUUUUUAUUAAAUAAAUUUUUUUAUUAUAAAUGUAAUAUUCUUUCAGAACAUUUGGAAAGUCACCUGCAAGCCCACCUCUCCUCGCCCCUAGCCCAGUGCUGUAAGCACCGGGGCGCGUUCCCUUCCACAGACCUCUGGCACCAAUUUGAACGGCGUGCUUCAGCUGUGGCUCUUUUGUUUACCGCUGUGCUGUCACUGUCUUCCAAGUUGCUCCUGGUCCUAAUUUUAAAUGGUGGCUUAUAUGUCACCAAGUGGCCUUGCCACAAUUUACACAACCAUCCUUCAUUUAAAGAAAAAAAAAAGUUGACUGAAGAGCUCAGUUGCUUUUACUUUGCCACGGGAUUAAAAGAAAGAGAGAAGGUCUAGCCUGGUGACAGUCAAGAGUGGACUGAGCUGUGUGCUGGAAGCCACAUGGCUGACCACGGGUUCGGGUCCUUGGGUCGGCCUGAAAACACAACAGGUGUGGGCCCAAGACCCUGAUGAACUGGAGGGCUGGGGGGCAGAUCACAGGCAAACAACAAAAAAAAUUAAAAAGUAGAGAACGCCUCCUUACUGUGCUAUUUUCAUCCAACGUCUCAUUUAACCACUUUCAAUUAAGUGAUUUCAUUUAAUAAUCCCUUAUUGCUAUUUUCAAGUAGAUAUGAUUUAU
Tupaia belangeri chinensis (Chinese tree shrew) is the source of this 5671-nucleotide messenger RNA. RefSeq names its product HR lysine demethylase and nuclear receptor corepressor (gene HR). Gene Ontology annotation, molecular function: histone H3K9 demethylase activity; transcription coregulator activity; chromatin DNA binding. The transcript is spliced from 19 exons. The record is from RefSeq and is a predicted model, not a curated record. Gene Ontology annotation, biological process: regulation of transcription by RNA polymerase II. NCBI's taxonomy places the organism in Eukaryota, Metazoa, Chordata, Mammalia, Scandentia, Tupaiidae. Bases 383 to 3913 code for a protein of 1176 amino acids. Gene Ontology annotation, cellular component: histone deacetylase complex; chromatin.